Molecule: messenger RNA, 735 nt
Organism: Triticum aestivum (bread wheat)
Lineage: Eukaryota; Viridiplantae; Streptophyta; Magnoliopsida; Poales; Poaceae
Product: peroxidase 1-like
Exons: 4
Coding region: 1-735 (244 amino acids)
Biological process (GO): response to oxidative stress
Molecular function (GO): heme binding; peroxidase activity
Source: RefSeq, a predicted model, not a curated record
AUGGCCUCUUCUCUGUCGGUCUUGUUGCUCCUGUGCCUGGCGGCAUCGUCCUCGGCACAGCUUUCGCCUAGAUUCUACGCGAGGUCAUGCCCGAGGGCGCUUGCCAUCAUCAGGACGGGUGUGGCGGCCGCCGUGAUGAGGCUGCGACGCGUCCGUACUGCUGAGCGACACGGCCACCUUCACCGGCGACCAGGGGCAGCUCCGAAUGCCGGCUCCAUUCAAGGCAUGAACGUCAUCGAUAACAUCAAGGCGCAGGUCGAGGCCGUGUGCACGCAGACUAUCUCCUGCGCCGACAUUCUCACUGUUGCGGCCCGCGACUCCGUCGUCGCCCCAAUUUGCUCGACAUCUCUCAAGGCCAACUGCCCCCGGACGACCGGGUCCGGUGACGGCAGCCUAGCACCGCUGGACACGACGACGCCCAACGCGUUCGACAACGCAUACUACCGCAACUUGAUGUCACAGAAGGGGCUCCUGCACUCCGACCUGGUUCUGAUCAACGACGGACGCACCGCGGGCCUGGUCCGGACGUACUCGUCGGGGUCGGCACGGUUCAACAGGGACUUCACGGCGGCCAUGGUGAGGAUGGGGAACAUCAGUCCGCUCACCGGGACGCAGGGGCAGUUGCACAUAAUCACUUUUGUUUCUGACGAACUCUACACUUUGAGAAAAGUCAUGGGUUAUCAUCGGUGCACACCACCAUACGGCAAAUCAUAUGGAAAUGAUUUCAACGCCUAA